AUGAAAUUUCAAUCUAGUAUUAUUCUUAAUUUCCUUGUUGUUAUUUUGGCCUAUGCUGCCACAAAUCAUGCUAACCCCAUCAUCAUCAAUGAUUCAUAUGUGACUGAAUUUUCCAACUUUGCUGUUGAUCCCAUCAACGUGGAUGAUCCAUAUGUGAUUGAAAUCGCCAACUUUGCUAUUAACGAGUACAACAAGGGGGUUUCAGUUAACAAGUUGAAACUUGAGAAGGUCUUGUUUGCUGUAUCCUACAAGAAAAUCGAAGGAACCAAGUACCAGCUCGCCAUUUCUGCCACACAUGAUUCAGUUUCUAUGGUAUAUAAUGUUAAAGUUGCGGCUUCUGCUGAAGUAUUGGAUGAUCCAGAACAUCACAAUAGAACACUUGUGUCUUUUAUAUUUCCUUAA
Messenger RNA from Vicia villosa (hairy vetch), 402 nucleotides. Its product is annotated as cysteine proteinase inhibitor 5-like. The record is from RefSeq and is a predicted model, not a curated record. The transcript has a single exon. NCBI's taxonomy places the organism in Eukaryota, Viridiplantae, Streptophyta, Magnoliopsida, Fabales, Fabaceae. The coding region runs from base 1 to 402 and encodes 133 amino acids. Gene Ontology annotation, molecular function: cysteine-type endopeptidase inhibitor activity.